AUCUGCCAGUCGCUUCUCAGCAUUCUACGCCUCUGGUUCGAAAUUCUCACAACGAGCAGAAAAGAAAAGCAUAAAGACCCUACGUACUACGUGCCGAAUAAAGACCGAGGAACAGGGGAAGAAGCGGUGGCCAGCGAACAGAAGACGGAAAAUCCAUUUCUAUAUACCCAACCACAUCGACAUCGACAACGACAUCGGGAUCGAGAAUCCACAUCGAGAUCGAGAUGUGUAUAUGAAGGCAGUUCCUGCUCGCAGACCGGUCGUCCGUAGUAGUAGCAUCGUUGUGCUCCACAGUUCCAAAGUUCAGUGAGUGGGCCACAGAAGAAUCGAGGGUGAAGAAUCCAAAUCCAAAACCAAAACCGAAUCAAAAUCUAUAAUUUGAAUCCUGCGCGGAGAAAAGAGAUUCGAUCCAAGAUUUGUUGUAAUGGUGCACAGGCGCUGGAUUUUCUGUGUGAGCGGCGAGGAUCCAAACUUCAGGAAGGAGCACUACGAGUACACCCAAAGCCAGCACCGAUAAUUCCAAUC
This is a messenger RNA of Drosophila santomea, 525 nucleotides long. RefSeq lists its product as uncharacterized. The transcript has a single exon. NCBI's taxonomy places the organism in Eukaryota, Metazoa, Arthropoda, Insecta, Diptera, Drosophilidae. The record is from RefSeq and is a predicted model, not a curated record. The coding region runs from base 425 to 517 and encodes 30 amino acids.